Mauremys reevesii (Reeves's turtle) is the source of this 3313-nucleotide messenger RNA. It is a transcript of the gene KCNN1, whose product is annotated as potassium calcium-activated channel subfamily N member 1. The record is from RefSeq and is a predicted model, not a curated record. Gene Ontology annotation, biological process: potassium ion transmembrane transport. Gene Ontology annotation, cellular component: plasma membrane; neuron projection; neuronal cell body. Gene Ontology annotation, molecular function: small conductance calcium-activated potassium channel activity; calmodulin binding. NCBI's taxonomy places the organism in Eukaryota, Metazoa, Chordata, Testudines, Geoemydidae. Bases 564 to 2183 code for a protein of 539 amino acids. The transcript has 11 exons.
UGUGCUUUGGUUUCCCCGGUGCAGACAGAUUGCAGCUCCCUGUGCUCCUGCUCAGGACCACUCGGCGAUGCGGCGAUGCGCUCUCCCUGACCUAAUUUGGGAGCCCACAGGAAACGCUGACCCCAAAAGCUGCUCCAGCCUCAACGUGUCUGAAACGCCUCUGGCUCCUGUGUCUCUGCCGCUGCGGACGGAGGAUCCAUUGCUGGGGUGAGGAUGGCCAUUGGCAAUGUACAAAAUGGGUUUGCGGAGAGAAGCUGGAUUGAGGUGUUUCCAGCAGCUGGAGCAGCAGCUUCGUGAGGAUUGCAAGCUAGAGAGAGAUGAAAUUGCAGGUGUUUAGGGAACCCAAUGGCACCUGGUCCCCAGGAGACAGAGAGAGCAGGAGCCCUCGCUAGAACCGCUGUUCCCCAUCCCCACGCAGACACGCCCCGGGUGCUCUAAGAGCCAGAGGCCGAUUCCAGCCGGGCGCCCCUGGCGCGGAGCAGGUAAAUGCGGACGCCCAGGUUCUGAAUCAUGCUGGAUCCAAGACAGCGUUCAGCGAGCCCAACCCCUUCACCGAGAUAGCCAUGAACAGCUGCAAGUACAAUGGAGGCGUGGUCCGACCCCUGAGCAGCCUGAGCGCCUCCCAGCGCAACCUCCAUGAACUGGGAGCCGAGACCCAGCCCCUGCAGACCCUCCACAGCUCGGGCCUGGAGGUGGUGGUCUCCAAAACCGAGCAGGCCAAGGAUACGAGCUUGCAGGCGGAAGAGGCGGCAGCGGCGGCGCGCUCCCGGAGCCAGAAGAAGAACCAGAACGUCGGGUACCGGCUGGGCCACCGGCGGGCGCUCUUCGAGAAGCGCAAACGCCUGAGCGACUACGCCUUGAUCUUCGGGAUGUUCGGCAUCGUCGUCAUGGUGACGGAGACGGAGCUCUCCUGGGGCGUCUACACCAAGGAAUCUUCAUAUUCAUUUGCACUGAAAUGCCUUAUCAGCCUUUCAACCAUGAUACUUCUGGGCCUCAUCAUCAUGUACCAUGCCAGAGAAAUCCAGCUCUUCAUGGUGGACAACGGGGCGGACGACUGGAGAAUAGCCAUGACCUACAAGCGGAUCUUUUUCAUCAGCCUGGAGCUGAUUGUGUGCGCCAUCCACCCCAUCCCAGGCCAGUACCUCUUCACCUGGACGGCCCGGCUGGCCUUCACCUACACCACCUCGGUGGCCGACGCCGACGUAGACAUCAUCCUCUCCAUCCCCAUGUUCCUGCGGCUCUACCUGAUCGGGCGCGUCAUGCUGCUGCACAGCAAACUCUUCACCGACGCCUCCUCCCGCAGCAUCGGCGCCCUCAACAAGAUCAACUUCAACACCCGCUUCAUCAUGAAAACCCUCAUGACCAUCUGCCCCGGCACCGUGCUGCUGGUCUUCAGCAUCUCCUCCUGGAUCAUUGCCGCCUGGACGGUCCGCGUGUGCGAGAGGUAUCACGACAAACAGGAAGUGACCAGCAAUUUCCUGGGAGCGAUGUGGUUAAUUUCAAUCACGUUUCUCUCCAUCGGCUACGGCGACAUGGUGCCGCACACCUAUUGCGGGAAAGGGGUGUGCCUGCUCACUGGAAUCAUGGGCGCCGGGUGUACGGCCCUGGUUGUUGCUGUGGUGGCCCGGAAGCUGGAACUCACCAAAGCUGAAAAGCACGUGCACAAUUUUAUGAUGGACACACAGUUAACGAAGCGGGUGAAAAAUGCUGCUGCCAACGUACUCAGGGAAACUUGGCUCAUCUACAAAUACACCAAGCUGGUGAAGAAGAUUGACCAUGCCAAAGUUCGGAAACACCAGCGUAAGUUCCUCCAAGCCAUCCAUCAAUUGAGGAGUGUGAAAAUGGAGCAACGGAAACUGAAUGACCAGGCAAACACCCUGGUGGAUUUGGCAAAGACCCAGAACGUCAUGUACGACAUGAUCUCCGAGCUCCAAGAGCGCAACGAGGACCUGGAGAAACGCAUCAACACCCUGGAGAGCAAGAUCGACUCGCUGGGGCUCAGCCUGCAUGCCCUGCCGGGACUCAUCAGCCAAGCCAUAAGCCAGCAGCAGCGAGAGCUGGCCAAGCGCUGCGCCCCCAGGUUCUGCCCCGUCUCCAACAGCUCAGAGAGGUCCUCGUGGACGCCCACGCGCCGGCGGAAGUCUCCUUCCACCGCUCCCCACACCUCGUCGGACAGCGGGUGACACCAGGGGGCGGGCCCGGCGCUCAGGCCCGUUUAUGUCUGGCCAUUGUGUGGCUGAUUCUGUUUGCUUUGUUCUGUAAAGCCCUGUACAGUUAAACUCCUGGAGUUCAUCGUGCUGGAGUGAAGUUAGAGCUGCCGUCUGGGCCUAGGUGGGAGUCAGGGCUGCCUUUAGCGCGGGGAGGAGGGGGGCAGGGAAUCCGAAGCGGUGCCCGGUGCCGCAGUGCUCAUGGGUGGAGGCAGGGCACCGCUCUAGGUCGUCAUGACAAUGGGCCGUACAGAAGCAGCGUGGUUUAGUGGUUAGGGCACAGGGCUGGGAGGCAGGACUCCUGGGUUCUUUAGGAAGCUUUGGGAAGUGGGGGAGGGGUCGAGUGGUGGCAGGAAGGGGAUCUGGGAACCAGAACACCUGGGUUCUGUUGGGAGCCAGGAAUCCUGGGGUCUAGUUCUGGCUCUGGGAAAGCAGUGGAGAUCUAGUGGUUAGAGCUGGAGGGGCAGCGAGCCAGGACUCCCAGCUUCUCUCCCCGAGUCUAGAAAGGGGGUGUUGUCUCAUGGUUAGAGCAGGGCAGGGACUAGGGAUCAGGACUUCAGGGUUCUAUGCCUGGCUCUUCCACUAGGUAACCUCAGCUUAGUCACUUCACCACUCUGUGCCUCAAUUUCCCCAUCUGUAAAAUGGGGGAUAACGAUACUGACCGUUGUAAAGUGCUGUGAGAUUCCUGGCUGCAAUAUUAAGCCAAUACAGACUGUGAACAGGGCAGGCGCAGCCGAUCCUGCCCGGCCCGAAGAGCUUGGCUGAUGAUGGCUCCUGACCACAGCGCCACACGGCAGCCGGGACCCAGGAUGGGUCUGAAUCCGGCUGCGGAUUGUGGAAGGAACUCGGUGUAGUGAACGCUGGGUGGCAGAGCAAUGCCUUGGCAUUCCAGGGAGGGGGGAAGUGAGCAGAGUGGGAUUUCACUCGGAGCUGCCUGCCCCAUGAGCCCUUAGAGCUCUGCCCUGGGGAGGGAGGGAUGGGCACAGGGGGCUGGCUCCCCCCCUUGAAUGAUGUUAAAAGCUAAACAUGAACUACACCCCUGGCAUCAAUCUUCCGGGUGAGCCACUGAGGUUUUCUAUCAUCACAAAUGGCAAGGGAGUGUCUGC